Molecule: messenger RNA, 1254 nt
Organism: Exophiala bonariae
Lineage: Eukaryota; Fungi; Ascomycota; Eurotiomycetes; Chaetothyriales; Herpotrichiellaceae
Exons: 4
Coding region: 1-1254 (417 amino acids)
Biological process (GO): polyketide metabolic process
Source: RefSeq, a predicted model, not a curated record
AUGAGCAAGUACAAUGACAUUAGCCAGCCCCCUCCCCCUCUGCCAAGUCCCAACUUGGUAGAGCUCGAGGAGGGCUUGAAGUUGUUGCUGCCACUGACCCGGAGAGGACACGGCCCUGGUAUCGUUCUUCUCACACCAAAUACAGAUGAUCCACUUGCUAUCAGAGAAGGCGUGCCAUCUCUCUUGGUGAAAUGGGCCGAGGAAGGAUAUGCAGUUGUCGGCAUCGAGGAGCGGGCACUGGACAGGGGAGUGUCAACGUCCCUCAAGGCGGCUUUAAAAGCACUUUCGACGUGCGAAAAGUGCGAGCCAAAAGGCAAAGUCGGUCUCGUUGCAUACAGCGCGGGUUUGUGGGACAAAGCAGCACCCGUGCUGGCAGACACGCCUGAGGUUCUGGCCGCAAUAUUAUAUGCUGAUGCUUCCGAACAGAAGAGCUUAUCACAGGCCAACAUACCGGUUCUUCAACAACUCGCUGGUGGCGAGCUGACAACACGUCAAAUUUCCUCAACCAUUCUCAGCACUUAUUUCUAUCCAGAUGUGCAAUCACAUAGAUUUGCGAUUCCCUUUUCCGAGUCAUUCCACUACAACACGGAGGCUCUCUCACACACCCGUAACCUAACGUUUCUCAAACCUAUAAUGGGGGGACCAUAUUUUGAUCUCGAGCUCAUCUGGGACGAGCAUACGUACUACGAGUUCUCUGAUCGAUCAGUGGAACACACUAUGAGUACUAUGGUUCAAGAACCAUACGUUAAUCAUGUGCCAACAAUGACAGGAGGCGUGGGCCGGGCAGCCCUGACUUCAUUCUACAGACAAAACUUCAUAUUCUUAAAUUCCGUUGAUACUUCAAUGGAGCUGCUAAGCCGAACUAUUGGUAUUGAUCGAAUUAUAGAUGAGUUUCUGUUCAAAUUCACACACGACAAGGAACUGGAUUGGUUCCUCCCUGGAAUCCCGCCGACAUUUAAAAAGGCAGAGAUCCCUUUCCAUGCCGUUGUGAAUAUCCGAGGAGAUCGAUUAUAUCACGAGCACAUCAACUGGGAUCAAGGGACGGCGUUGAGACAACUGGGCUUGAUGCCCGAGUACCUGCCGUACCCCUCUCAACUUGUCAACGGCAGCGAAUCGACACCUGGCAAGCGCUAUGAAUACAGAGUGCCAGUAGGUGGGAUCGAGGUCGCCUCGAAGUUGAGGGACAGGAAUUCUGUUUCAUCCAACGAGAUGUUCAAGUUUCAAGUGAAGGAGGUUGAAGAACACCAGACCUAG